GGACAGAAGGGGCGUCCCGGCGUGGGGUGCGUCGGCCGGGUAGCCACUGCGGAAGGCCGGGGCGGUGCGUGUGGCCGCGGCCUCCUGCCUCCGUCGCGGGCCGGCGCGAGGAGGGGGUCGCGGAGCCCGCGCGCUUCUCCGCCUGGGGACUGUCGCGGUGAAUGCGGGCACCGCCGUCAGGACCCGGGGGGUCGCGGAGGUGCCCGGGCGCCGGCCGCUCUUCUAGAGCACCGCCCGUCGGCGCGGUGGCAGGAGCCGUGUUUACACCCGGUGUCCCUGCGUGGCUCCGCGGGUGCGUGCGUGCAGGUGUGUGUGCGCGUGCGCGCGCGUGCCGGCCCAUCCCAGGGCUCCGGGUACAUCCGCAAGAGGUUCGGGUCAGGAGGAGGAAGGAGAUGGUUCGGAGGGAAGAAGGAAGGCGAGUUGAAAGCAGCAGGAUGUGGUAUGAAGAGUUUAACAAGCCUCUGCGCCGAGAGGAGGUUUGGCGAAAUGAGGGCUAAAAGUAGGCCAGGUCGGCCGGGCCCGGAAGGCCCCUUCUGGGCUGCCCUUCGCUUCCUCCCUUCGCUCCUCGCUGCAACUUCUGAUCCUCCCUCUUGCUCCUGGCCUAGACCACCUGGCGAUGACUCAGGAUGCAGCCAGGGGCCACGACGUGCACGGAGGACCGUAUCCAGCAUGCCCUGGAGCGCUGCCUGCAUGGCCUCAGCCUCAGCCGCUGUUCUACCUCCUGGUCAGCCGGGCUGUGUGUCAACUGCUGGAGCCUGCAGGAGCUGGUCAGCAGGGAUCCGGGCCACUUCCUUAUCCUCCUGGAGCAGAUCUUGCAGAAGACUCGAGAGGUCCAGGAGAAGGGCACCUAUGACCUUCUCGCCCCCCUGGCUCUGCUUUUCUACUCCACUGUUCUCUGCACACCACACUUCCCGCCAGAUUCAGAUCUCCUUCUGAAAGCAGCCAGAACCUACCACCGCUUCCUGACCUGGCCUGUUCCCUACUGCAGUAUCUGCCAGGAGCUGCUCACCUUCAUUGAUGCUGAACUCAAGGCCCCAGGAAUCUCCUACCAGCGGCUGGUGAGGGCCGAGCAGGGCCUGUCCAUCAGGAGUCACCGCAGUUCUACUGUCACCGUGCUGUUGUUGAACCCGGUGGAGGUUCAGGCCGAGUUCCUCGCCGUGGCCAAUAGGCUGAGUGCACCCGGCCACUCGCCCCACAGCGCCUACACCACGCUGCUCCUUCACGCCUUCCAGGCCACCUUCGGGCCCCACUGCGACCUCCCAGGCCUGCACUGCAGGCUGCAGUCCAAGAGCCUGGCCGAGCUGGAAGACAUCUUCACGGAGACCGCGGAGGCACAGGAGCUGGCAUCCAGCAUCGGGGACGCGGCCGAGGCCCGGCAGUGGCUCAGGACCAAGCUGCAGGCGGUGGGAGAGAAAGCCGGCUUCCCUGGAGUCUUAGACACCGCCAAACCCGGCAAACUCUGCACCAUCCCUAUCCCGGUGGCCAGGUGCCACACCUGCAACUGGAACCAGGACAGCUUCGACGUCCUGCAGGAAAUCCUGCUCCAAGAACAGGAGCUGCUCCAGCCAGGGAUCCUGGGGGACGAGGAGGAGGAGGAGGAGGACGAUGACGACGACGACUUGGAAACAGAAGGGCAUUGCGCCCAGAGGGACUCCCUGCUCUCCACCAGCUCCGCGGUCUUCCACGACUCCACCCUGUCCCUUGCCUCCUCCCAGGCCUCAGAGCCCACCCUGUCCCGCCAGCUGCUGACCUCCUUCGUGUCAGGCCUCUCGGACGGCGUGGACAGCGGCUACGUGGAGGACAGCGAGGACAGCUCCUCCUCGGAGUGGCCCAAGAGGCCUGGCGGCCAGGGGCACCGGCUCCACCGCCGGCCGGGGCAGAAGUUCAAUAGGAUCUAUAAACUGUUCAAGAGCACCAGCCAGCUGGUGCUGCGGCGGGACUCCCGGGGCACGGAGGGCGGCGCGGACGCAGCCCUGCCCCUGCGGCGGGCGGGGAGCCUCUGCGGCCCCCUGGACGGCGCGGCCCCGCCGCCGGCCUCCCGGCCCCAGCGCUCCCGCUCUCUGCCGCAGCCCAAGCUCAGCGCCCAGCUGCCCAGCUGGCUCCUGGCCCCCGCCUCCCGCCACCAGCGCCGGCGCCCCUUCCUGAGCGGGGAUGAGGACCCCAAGGCGUCCACGCUCCGCGUCGUGGUCUUCGGCUCCGAUCGGAUUUCGGGGAAGGUGGCUCGGGCCUACAGCAAUCUGCGGCGACUGGAGAACAACCGCCCCCUCCUCACGCGGUUGUUCAAACUCCAAUUCUUCUACGUGCCCGUCAAGCGGGGCUCCGGCGCCUGCCCCACCCCUGCGAGCCAGACGCCCCCACUCCCCGCGGACUCCCCUAGGCAACCCAGCCCUGCAGAGCUGGAGAGCACCAAUGAUAUCUCCCACUACCUCGGCAUGCUCGACCCCUGGUACGAGCGCAACGUGCUGGGUCUCAUGCACCUGCCGCCGGAGGUCCUGUGCCAGCAGUCUCUGAAGGCUGAAUCCCGGCCCCUGGACGGCUCCUCUGCCCAGCUGCCCAUCCUGGCGGACAUGCUGCUCUACUACUGCCGUUUCGCCGCCCGGCCCGUGUUGCUGCAGGUCUACCAGACGGAGCUGACCUUCGUCACCGGGGAGAAGAUGACAGAGAUCUUCCUCCACUCCCUGGAGCUGGGUCACUCUGCCGCCACACGUGCCAUCAAGGCUUCGGGUCCUGGCAGCAAGCGCCUGGGCAUCGAUGGUGACCGGGAGGCCAUCCCUCUAACACUACAGAUUAUUUACAGCAAGGGGGCCAUCAGUGGCCGAAGCCGCUGGAGCAGCAUGGAGAAGGUGUGCACGUCCGUGAACCUCAGCAAGGCCUGCCGGAAGCCGGAAGAGCUAGACUCCAGCAUGGAGGCCCUGACGCUAAACCUGACCGAAGUGGUGAAGAGGCAGAACCCCAAGUCCAAGAAGGGCUUCAACCAGAUCAGCACGUCACAGAUCAAAGUGGACAAGAUACAGAUCAUCGGCUCCAAUGGCUGCUCCUUCGCGGUGUGUCUGGACCAGGACGAGAGGAAGAUCGUGCAGAGUGUGGUCCGGUGUGAGGUCUCACCCUGCUACAAGCCGGAGAAGAGCGGCCUCCGCCCCCAACCCCAGAGGACCCCCGACCAGCCGGCCCAGGCCGCGCCGGACAUCUGCUCCCUCCUCUGCCUGCCAAUCAUGACGUUCAGCGGAGCUCUGCCCUAGUGGGGCCCUCACCAGCAGCGGGGAAGCCUCCUCGGAGCCCCUCCCCACGCAAGGGGGGUGCCCGUGAGGGUCUCGCUCCCUGGGGGGAACUGAACGGCCCUCUGUUGCAUUGGGUCCUGCUGUGGGUCCCUGCGGCUGGCAGGGGCUUGGCGGUUUCUGGGUCCUCGGGGCUCUGUUUAGGAAGGACACAGGCAUUAGGGAGGGCGCGGCUGGCCACGCAGCCCCUCAGAUCCCUCACGUAGACAGGAGAGGGAUGGAGGGGCUGACCUCCAAAGGCACCGGCCACUAGUGUGGUCUGGGAUCCUUUCUGGAAAGAUCUGAGCCUCUGGUGCUCUGGGGUGUGGCUUAGGCCUCCUGUCCCAACGUUGGCCAGGCCCCCCCUCACUUUGUCAAA
This is a messenger RNA of Neofelis nebulosa (Clouded leopard), 3633 nucleotides long. It is a transcript of the gene PIK3R5, whose product is annotated as phosphoinositide-3-kinase regulatory subunit 5. Lineage: Eukaryota; Metazoa; Chordata; Mammalia; Carnivora; Felidae. The record is from RefSeq and is a predicted model, not a curated record. Gene Ontology annotation, cellular component: phosphatidylinositol 3-kinase complex, class IB. The coding region runs from base 627 to 3239 and encodes 870 amino acids. Gene Ontology annotation, molecular function: 1-phosphatidylinositol-3-kinase regulator activity. Gene Ontology annotation, biological process: G protein-coupled receptor signaling pathway; positive regulation of MAP kinase activity. The transcript has 19 exons.